Halichondria panicea is the source of this 2456-nucleotide messenger RNA. Its product is annotated as protein arginine N-methyltransferase 9-like. Gene Ontology annotation, molecular function: protein-arginine N-methyltransferase activity. The coding region runs from base 45 to 2381 and encodes 778 amino acids. The record is from RefSeq and is a predicted model, not a curated record. NCBI's taxonomy places the organism in Eukaryota, Metazoa, Porifera, Demospongiae, Suberitida, Halichondriidae. Gene Ontology annotation, biological process: peptidyl-arginine methylation. The transcript has 9 exons.
CCAUCUAACCCAUGUGGACCUAUUAAUGAAAAAGACUGCAAUGGAUGAUGGAGCUAGUGUUAUCUGAUGCUGUGAGGGCCCUCAGGGGUGGUCAGUGUCAGGAGGCAUUGGAGAGAUACAUACAGGCAGCCAUCAGAUGGCCAUCAUGCAAGGACACCAUCAAACCUCACCUUCUUGAGGCUCUGUCUAAAGUGCUGGAUGAGAUGCUGCAAGCCCAAGGCCCCUCCUCCCCUCUAUUCCGUAGACUAGUGCACUCAGUACACACCCUCUACUCUACAGACCCUCUUGUGACUGCAGUGUUGGGUACCAAGUGUCUCAAUGAAGGAGCACUAAAGGAGGCAGGGCUCUAUCUAAACGCCUCACUCACGCUUGACCCCUACUGUCUGUUAGCACGUGAGAACAUGGCUACUCUGAAUCAACAACUGGUACAUCGUUGGCACUUCAAGAUGCUCAAUGACCUGACAAGGAACUCCACUUACUUCAGAGCCAUCAACAGCACAGUGCGGACCAUCCCUCAGUGUACAGUACUUGAUAUUGGGUCUGGAACGGGACUACUCAGCAUGAUGGCUGUGCGGUCUGGUGCUGAGUGUGUGUACGCCUGUGAGCUCAACGAGACCUUUGCAACCAUGUCAUGUGAUAUUAUAUCGACCAAUGGGAUGGAGGGACAAGUCUCUGUCAUCAAUCGUCCAUCCACCAGUAUCACAAUCCCUCGCACACUUCCCAAAAGAGUGUCGCUAGUUGUCACAGAAACAGUGGAUGCGGGCCUAUUGGGGGAAUGGAUUAUUCCCUCUCUGAGACAUGCAUGGGCCGAGCUUUUGUUACCAAGACAACAGGGAGCGCCAACCAAUCAGAGAGAGGCUGGUGGUCAUGUGAUCCCGUGUGGUGCUGCAGUUUAUGUGACGCUCAUUGAAUGCCCUGAGAUCAGAAAACAAACCAGACUCCUCUGUUCGUGCGUGGGUGGAGUGGGUGUGGAGAGUGUCAGACUAGAGGGCUCUUGUUGUGCCUCCUCACUCAGUGGACGCCCUCGAAGAGGAUAUCGUCCCAAUAGCCACACCCCUCUCCAGCUGGUCCGAGAGCCGUACUCUUGUGAGAGGCUGACUAGCAUCAGAGGAGGCUACAGGGAACUCAGUCACACCACCACAGCUCUACACUUCGACUUCACUCAUCCAAAAAUUCCCCUGCCCUCCUCCAGACAUGUUUCUCUCCCCAUCACAGCCGAGGGGAUAGGAGACGCUCUCGCUAUCUGGUUCACCCUCAAUCUAGACCACACCCACUCCAUCAACACCGCCCCCUCUGGGGACACCUCGUGGGACCAGGCUGUGUUCCCGUUAGCCACACCCAUCUGUGUGAGGGACGGGGGUGACCCUGUGAGGGUGUGUGCAUCAUGCACAGAUAUCAGUCUUGAAAUGAGUGUGGAGAGUGCGACUGAAUCGACCAAUGGGAUGGAGCCGUCAGUGUGUUUUGUGGAGAGGGGUGAUCUACUACGACUAAACGAUGCUGCCUACAUGAGCUCCUAUCAGCGAGCCAUCGCCAGUGCUGUGAGGAGUGUGCUUCAAGAGUGUGUGAUGUGUGAGGCUAGUGAGGGGGCGCACUGUGUAGUGCUGGAUGUCUCACAAGGCUUCUCUUUGUUUGGUCUCAUGGCUGCUCUGGAAGGUGCUGACUUCGUGAUGUUGUCCCAGCUGCCACUCAUGUACCACUCUGCUGUGAAGGAGAUCAUCCAUAGCAAUGGACUUACAGAGCAGGUCUCUGUUCGGUACCGGAAUGGAGCUGAGCUGGUACGGACUGGAGUAGUGUGGGACGUGGUGGUAUGUGACCUGGUCAGUCCACAAGGAACAUUGCACACUGGCAUACUGGAGGAGCUGGAGGCGUUGUGUUCCUCCAGCCACUCCCCCUUGUUCCUCCCCUCCUCCAUCUCCCUGUGCAUGGUCCUGAUCUCCUCCCCUGCCCUCAGGGCAUGCUCCUCUGUCCUCGGUACUCUACCCACCCUCGGCUUUGAUGUGGCCUGUAGCAUGAAUCACUACCAGGUCAGCCACUACACUGACCUUGAUCUGACCUCCGUACUCUACACUCGUCUCUCCGACGACACCCACGUCUGCACUUUAACCUCUGGGAAAGCCCCUUGCAAUAUGGAUCAUAUGUUGAGAGUGAGGGUGACUGAAGAUGGUACACUGACUGGGAUUGUGUACUGGUUCAGAAUGCAUCUCCAUGGCGAUAUCACCGUGGAUACUGGACCUACAUGCAACUCUGGUCACUGGCACCAGAGCGUGUUCCUGCUAUCAGAGGAUGUGCCUGUAAGCUAUGGAGAGGAGGUCAAAGUUCAUGCAGUCGUCAGAAACAGUUGUGUAUGGUUUGAACUGAACAAUCCCCUGUCAUCAAGCUAGCUAGUUGACUCAUUACAGUUAAUGGUACUGUUCAUUGUUGCUCAUCCAAUUCAAAUAAGUUAUUAUUGUCAACAA